Symbiodinium necroappetens is the source of this 699-nucleotide messenger RNA. The record is from the annotation of a GenBank genome assembly. NCBI's taxonomy places the organism in Eukaryota, Dinophyceae, Suessiales, Symbiodiniaceae.
GACUGCAAGAGAGCCCGUACCGAGAAUCACCCGGAGCAUGAGGGCCACGACCACGUUCACGAGGAGCGGCACACUGUUGAGCAGCGCGCUGUGGAUGAGGAGGUUGCCUGCCCCGCCAUUGCCCGCGCUCUGGUGUCGGCUUUGCUGAGCAAAGGCGUCAUCGCAGCAGAGGAGCUCCGAGUCGGCAUUGAGAAGGUAGAUGCAGGAGAGCAGCAACGAGGAGCAGUCGGACGUCGCGUGGUGGCACGGGCUUGGACGGACGAGACGUUCAAGUCCCGGCUGCUCACGGAUGCCAACAGCGCCUGCUUGGAGCUGGGAAUCUCAGCGACGAACCCGACGGCACCUACACGGCUCGUGGUCUUCGAGCAAAAGCCCGAGGAGCACCACCUGAUCGUCUGCACUCUCUGUAGCUGCUAUCCGUUGACCUUGCUGGGGCUCUCCCCGGAUUGGUACAAGUCUCGAGAAUACCGAUCACGCGCUGUACGUGAGCCUCGCUCCGUGUUGAAAGAGUUCGGAACCGACAUUCCUGCUGACAUGCAGGCCCGGGAGGGGAAGAGCAAGCAAGGCCAACUGGUGGAGGACUUCAGAGUUUUGGGGCCGUCCUUGAAAGAAGUUGACCGGGAUCCCCGCAAAGGCACAUUGCGCACCAUCGUACCGAGAGCGGGCCGCAAUGGACUCAACUGUACCGCCUCAUUCUGA